Molecule: messenger RNA, 1625 nt
Organism: Seriola aureovittata
Lineage: Eukaryota; Metazoa; Chordata; Actinopteri; Carangiformes; Carangidae
Gene: yif1a
Product: Yip1 interacting factor homolog A (S. cerevisiae)
Exons: 9
Coding region: 113-1042 (309 amino acids)
Biological process (GO): endoplasmic reticulum to Golgi vesicle-mediated transport
Cellular component (GO): COPII-coated ER to Golgi transport vesicle; endoplasmic reticulum-Golgi intermediate compartment; endoplasmic reticulum membrane
Source: RefSeq, a predicted model, not a curated record
GCACAGCGAAGUCAGCCAACCGCUGUGGAUGGGUGGGAUCAGCACUAACAUUCUGAUAGCCACGUAGCUAGCUACCAACGUUAGCUGUGUAGCUGACGUCAGCAACGUUACAAUGGACUUGCAACACCAUGGGUACCGAGCAACUAAACAGAGAGCUCGUGCAACUCCCCCCACUGCUGAUUCUGUCCUGUUUGAAGACACCAGCUCUGCAGCACCAGCAAUGAACAGUCAGGGAUACUACAAUCCUGGGUACAAUAUGGGAGGACCAUCAAAUGACAUACAAGGAGGUGGUGCUGGAGUGAACAACCUGUUUACUGACCCAAUGGCCAAUGCUGCAGUGAUGUACGGUUCCUCCUUAGCCAACCAAGGAAAGGAUAUGGUAAACAAAGAGAUCAGCAGAUUCAUGUCUGUGAACAAGCUGAAAUACUUCUUUGCCGUCGACACCAGAUAUGUACUGAAGAAACUUAUGAUCCUUAUGUUCCCUUAUACACAUCAGGACUGGGAGGUUCGUUACCAUCGGGACACUCCACUGACUCCAAGACAGGAUGUGAAUGCACCUGAUCUUUACAUACCAACAAUGGCUUUCAUUACCUACAUUUUACUUGCUGGAAUGGCCCUGGGUAUUCAGAAAAGGUUCAGUCCUGAGGUUCUUGGACUGUGUGCCAGCACUGCCCUUGUGUGGGUCAUCAUUGAGGUGUUGGUGAUGCUGUUGAGUUUGUACCUGUUGACUGUUCACAGCGACCUCUCAACCUUUGAUCUCAUUGCCUACAGUGGAUACAAAUAUGUUGGGAUGAUCUUCACAGUGUUGUGUGGCUUAUUGUUUGGCAGUGAUGGGUAUUUUGUGGCCCUUGCCUGGUCUUCUUGCGCCCUUAUGUUCUUCAUUGUUCGAUCUCUAAAAAUGAAGAUCCUUACCUCUCUCUCCUCGGACUCCAUGGGAACUGGUUCAAGUGCCAAACCUCAACUGCGCCUUUAUAUCACUGUGGCCACUGCAGUCUUUCAGCCAAUCAUUAUAUACUGGUUAACCUCUCACUUGGUCAGGUGACCUUGAGGCAUUUACUAACCUGAAGUCCAUGUGUGUUGGACCCAAAAAAUGUGGUUGUUGAGUGUUUGUACAACUACCUUUAUACGCUCUUUUGUCAGUAAACUCAAAACGUGUAGACAGUGUUGAGCUGCAGCGAGUGUACAGCUUGUCAGAUGGACAUGUUCAUUAUGUAGUUGUUUCAUUGAUAUAACAAGAAAGUGUGACACAGUGUCUCAAUGGAAGACUUGUUUUCUGUUGUGUAUGGUAACACUGACAAAUGCUUAUUUUUGGCCACCUAACUUUGACCACAAGGGCUUUAAUUGACAUUUCUUUAUCCUAACUUGGAUUCAGUUUCAUUCAGUUUUAAUUUUAUAUAAUGUCACUGGACAUGCUUUCCAGUAUUACACCUCACAGCCAGACUACACACCACACAGACACACAGACACAAAUGAUCCUAAUACCGUUUUUUUCUGGUAUGUUAAAGUUGCUGCAUUUCCUCUCUCCUCUUGUUAAUCCUGGAUUUUAUUUAUCUACAUUUCACAAAGCAUGACAAUGUUUGGAUUUUUGUAGAAAAAAAUAAAUUUAUUUAGCUUUGUGUAUUCAA